Molecule: messenger RNA, 423 nt
Organism: Haliotis rufescens (red abalone)
Lineage: Eukaryota; Metazoa; Mollusca; Gastropoda; Lepetellida; Haliotidae
Exons: 2
Coding region: 1-423 (140 amino acids)
Source: RefSeq, a predicted model, not a curated record
AUGUUCACAUUCUCCUUGUUCUUCACUGGGUACAUUGCAGCCAGUCUGGGCCCGUUCCAGUCUGGGGUCACCAACAAACCAGAAUGUGCACAAGCAUGUUUGAACUGUGCAAACUGCUCCUCAUUCUUCUAUGACGUCAUCACUCGCGAGUGCUACCUGGAGAAGUAUGUGUAUGUUGCCAGUCACCAGCUCCAGGGUCGGAGUAGUGUUCAAUACUAUGCUCUGAAGAACAGUGCUUGUCCAGCCACCUACAUCUACAGUCGUUUCACAAACCAGUGUCUCAGGGAGCCUACAUCUUCAAGCAUGCGUUUUCCAGACGCCAAGAAACUGUGUAUGGAGAACUCAGGACAUCUCGCCUUCAUAAGAUCUGAGGAGGACAACAAACAAGCUUCCAUUGUUGCAAAUGGUAAGUGCAACUCAUAA